This is a messenger RNA of Onychomys torridus (southern grasshopper mouse), 1550 nucleotides long. RefSeq names its product F2R like thrombin or trypsin receptor 3 (gene F2rl3). Gene Ontology annotation, cellular component: membrane. Lineage: Eukaryota; Metazoa; Chordata; Mammalia; Rodentia; Cricetidae. Gene Ontology annotation, molecular function: thrombin-activated receptor activity. Bases 251 to 1414 code for a protein of 387 amino acids. The transcript has 2 exons. The record is from RefSeq and is a predicted model, not a curated record. Gene Ontology annotation, biological process: phospholipase C-activating G protein-coupled receptor signaling pathway; positive regulation of Rho protein signal transduction; thrombin-activated receptor signaling pathway.
UGCGAAACAUCUUGGAGAGACAGAGCCCUGGGCAGGAUACCCAGAUCCCCUAAGCACACACAGGGUCUCCUAUGGGCUCCAGGAUGAACAAGCAUACCCUAGUGGGUCUGUGGGGGUGGGAGCUCCGCUGCAGGGUUAUCUCCCUGAAGGUACAGUCUGCUCUCUCCUGGGGCUCCGGAAACUGGGGGCGGGAUUGACAAGGCGGGAAGCCCCAGGCUACAGCCAAGAAGUGGAGUCUGACCCUGGCAGCAUGUCCUGGCUGCUGCUGUGUCCACUGGUGCUGGGGCUCGGCCUGGCAGAGGGCACCCAGACCCCCAGCAUCUAUGAUGACGGAGAGAGUACCGGGGGACGCCAUGAAGGCACCGUGAGUCCCACGGACCCAGCUCAGCUUCACCCACGAGGCUUCCCGGGCAAGUUCUGUGCCAACGACAGUGACACGCUGGAGCUCCCCGCCAGCUCUCAAGCACUGCUGCUGGGGUGGGUCCCCACGAGGCUGGUGCCUGCCCUCUAUGGGCUGGUGGUGGCCGUUGGGCUGCCAGCCAAUGGACUGGCACUGUGGGUGCUGGCCACACGGGUGCCCCGCCUGCCAUCCACCGUCCUGCUCAUGAACCUUGCGGUUGCGGACCUGCUGCUGGCCCUGGUGCUGCCACCACGCCUGGCCUACCACCUGCGUGGCCAGCGCUGGCCCUUUGGGGAGGCUGCCUGCCGGAUGGCCACAGCCGCUCUCUAUGGCCACAUGUAUGGCUCAGUGUUGCUGCUAGCCGCGGUCAGCCUGGACCGGUACCUGGCCCUGGUGCAUCCUCUGCGAGCUCGUGCGCUGCGUGGUCGGCGCCUGACCACUGGGCUCUGCUUGGCGGCCUGGCUCUCUGCAGCCACCCUAGCCCUGCCUCUCACUCUGCAGCGGCAGACCUUCCGGCUGGCUGGCUCCGAUCGCAUGCUGUGUCACGAUGCACUGCCCCUGGCGCAGCAGACCUCCCACUGGCGACCGGCCUUCACCUGCCUGGCUGUCCUGGGUUGCUUUCUGCCGCUGCUGGCCAUGGGCCUGUGCUAUGGGGCCACCCUGCGUGCGCUGGCGGCCAGCGGCCCGCGUUAUAGCCAUGCACUCCGACUGACAGCCCUGGUCCUGGCCUCGGCUGUGGCCUCUUUCACACCCAGCAACGUGAUGAUGGUGCUGCACUAUUCGAACCCCAGCCCUGAGGCCUGGGGCGAUCUCUAUGGAGCUUACGUGCCCAGCCUAGCGCUCAGCACCCUCAACAGCUGCGUGGACCCUUUCAUCUACUACUACGUGUCCCAUGAGUUCAGGGACAAGGUACGGGCCAUGUUGUGUCGCCAGCCAGAGACCAGCAGCUCCUCUCAGGCCUCCAGAGAGGCUGGAAGCCGAGGGACGGCCAUUUGCUCCUCUACACUUCUGUGACAGGUGGUCGAGGCGGGAAGGGGGGCAUCCGGGGUUGACCAGAUCUCCCCUUUAACCACAUCCCUCCUGAACCUUCGGGACAUGACCUUAUUUGGAAAUACAGUUGGUGUGGCCCUCAUUAGUGGAGCUGAGGUCC